GGGCGCGGGGGCGGCGCCGCGUUUAACCCAGGCCGGGCCCGUCGGCGGGGCCCUGGGGACGGUCGCUGCCGGCGCGAGCAGGACAUGAUAGGAAGAAAAGAAUUCUGCACUUCAGGACAGAUGCCAAUGACUGACCUAAGCUGCCUUGCCUAUGUACUGGAAGAAUGGACUGUUGUGGAGUACCUGAAGAAAUACCUUUUUUAUGUGGUCAUUGCCUCACUAACAAUGAGUGCAAUGUUAUUUUUUUUUAUAGUUCCUUUAACAAUCGUCUUUUUCAUUUACCUUACCAGUAUUUUGCUUUUAAUGUAUCAGAGGAACAGUGAGAUAAAAGCAGAUCCCUUGAGUGAUGUUUGGGAUAGUGCAAGGAAAACUAUAGCAAGCUUUUGGGAUGUAUAUGCAAGAAUAUGGCAUGGUUAUGAGCUUCAUGGUGUGGAAAACCUACCAGAAGGACCAGGCAUUCUGGUGUAUUACCAUGGAGCUAUUCCUAUAGACUACCUUUACUUCUUGUCUAGGCUGUUUCUCUGGAAGAAAAGACUUUGUCUGUCAGUAGCUGAUCAUUUUGUCUUUCGUUUACCAGGACUUAAAUUAUUACUGGGAGUGACAGGCGUUAUGCCAGGUACAAGGGAGGAAUGCCUCAUUGCCCUGAAGAACGGAUACUUGGUGUCCAUCUCGCCAGGUGGAGUUAGAGAAGCGCUAUUCAGUGACGAAAGUUAUCAACUCAUGUGGGGAAAUCGAAAAGGCUUUGCUCGGGUCGCUCUAGAUGCAAAAGUGCCCAUCAUUCCAAUGUACACUCAAAAUGUCCGGGAAGGAUAUAGGAUGCUUAAAGAAAGAAGAUUUUUUAGACAGUUGUAUGAAAGCACUCGAUUACCAUUUACUCCUCCAUAUGGAGGACUUCCAGUUAAAUUUCGCACAUACAUUGGGGAGCCAAUCCCUUAUGAUCCAAAUAUCACUACAGAUGAAUUAGUUGAAAAGACAAAGACUGCUGUCCAGGAUCUCAUAAACAAGCAUCAAACAAUCCCAGGCAGCAUAUGGAAGGCUUUACUGGAGAGAUUUGAUGAACGUAAAAGUGAUUAGAAGGCUUUUGUUUAUUUCAUUGUUCUUAUAGCAUGCAGUAAAAAACAAUGUCCUAUGGCACUGAUGACUAAUAAUUGGCAUUCAACCAGUUUAAUUUACAAGUUUCUAUAGAUUGGACAGAAGAAAGCAAUUAACCUCUUGAAGGUUCUCCUUUGUCUUUGAGGAUAUUCUGAAGUCAGAAAGACUGAAGAAGAAAACUUGUGUAUAAUAGCAAUGCAACAGCUGAAUUCCCCCAAAGGAAAUCAUGUAGCCAGGAUUUGCCUGGUUGCUAAAACAAGUAAGUACAUACAUCUGAGAGCCUCAGAAGUUUUGUGUAAAUACAUGCUUUUAUGUUUUGAGUGGUUUAUGGUCCAUGCGCAGAGCAGAACCUCAGAGUCAGUGUUGUCCCACCAGAGUCCCCACCCUCAGUGGGUACCUUCCCUGUUGGGCCCCACGCAAGACAGUGUCAGAAGAGAAACUGUCUUGCUUUAGCUAAUGAUCUACUGCUUAGGCCAUUUUUCUAGAGAGACUAUACGAAGAGAAAUAAUCCCAUUAAACCAGUUACUAGACUCCUACAAGUUUAUCAGUUUAGUGGUUUGGUACCCUGGAAUGUAGGAAUGCCACCUCCAAGACUUUGUCCUGACAGGGGAAAAAAGAAAAAAAAAAGGUCUCUCAAAGAGAUUAAAAAAGCUUUAGUUAAGUGUAUCAGUGUGCAAAUACAAGUAGAGAGUAGUUUCAAGUCUGAGCUGGUACAUUCAUAUCUUAUUUCACCAUGUACUACUGGUGUAGUGGAUGAGGCUGCCCCCAGCCUGAGAAUCCCUGCAUCGCAGUGUGUUUGCAGUAGCAAACUCACACGCAGCUCCCAGCGAGCAGGGAGCGGGCUUGGGGGGAGCUUCCUUAGGGAAUGCAGCCCUGAGGCUUAUCGUCACUAAGGAUUUGCCCAAAAACUCAGAACUGCAACACUGCCAUCCCCAUACGGAUUGAAUCUAAAUGCGUGUUUGGAAAGGUGUGGGCAACACGCAGCGUUGUCUUCCUAGUGCAACUUGCAGAAUACUGAAACUUGCUACAAAGCAGAAUGUGUUUUUACAAGCUGUGAGAUGUUGUUACUGGUGGAAGUGGGAGAGCUUUGUGUAAUCUAUCCAAUAUGCCAUUAAAUGCAACCAAAUCUGUUAACCUCAAA
Messenger RNA from Strigops habroptila (Kakapo), 2233 nucleotides. Its product is annotated as transmembrane protein 68-like. Gene Ontology annotation, cellular component: membrane. Gene Ontology annotation, molecular function: acyltransferase activity. The record is from RefSeq and is a predicted model, not a curated record. NCBI's taxonomy places the organism in Eukaryota, Metazoa, Chordata, Aves, Psittaciformes, Psittacidae. The transcript is spliced from 7 exons. Bases 85 to 1074 code for a protein of 329 amino acids.